GUUCCGUUCCUCUUCCCUUGGCAUCGCUUGAAGCCUGCAGGGGCCUGUCACUUGUCUGUGGCUUUUUCGCCUCAAAAGCGCGUUGGGAGCCUUUUGGGAUGUGUGUCCACGGUUCAUUGAUAGAUGAUAGAUUGUUGGUAGGGACAGUUGGAGCUAAAACUUCUUUUGAGGAUCUUUUUCUGCUUCAUUCAUUCUCUGAACAGUUGCAAGAGCAAUUUGUUGAAUUGUGUGGUGUUGGGUUGAGUUGACAAUGAUGUUUGUGGUGAAUUCGGCGCUGACUCCAGCGUCAGAAACUGCCCCAGUUUCCUCCGGUUCGUCUUGCAGCGAUGGCACCAGUUGUAGGGAUGGAUCGACAAGUCGUCAACGACGACGUCCCUCUGCAAGUAGUGUAAGCAGCAGCCAUGGUGGAUCGGUGUGUGCUUCUCCUCCCAAUUCCAUGGGAGCUCCAACCUCCUUGACGCCAACACCACCACAAGAUCCGAAACCAGUGCUUUCUCAUCUUCCGAAAUCACCCUGUGCGCUGUCCCCGCCAUCCACUGCCAACAACAAGGUACUCUCCCCAAAAUCUCCUUCCGUCGUGGCUUUUAGCGGCGGGGCGGCUCCGCGAUCCCCUCUGUUGAUGCAGCCUCGUCUGAACCAUCGAAAUACUACUUCUUCCUCGACGUCUCGACUAUCCUGUGCUCGACUCGACGAAGAUUCUGCCAAGAACAAUCACAAUGCAAGUUUGAGUUCCACGGCGAGUUCCUGGCUCAUGGAUGGCAGUACCAGUUCGUACUCCAAGUCCACUCGUCGCAUGAAGUCCUUGCAAGAAGAGGAAGACAACAACAACAACAACAACAACCAUCCAACAACCAAAGUGCUCAUGGAAGAUGAGAGUCUUCACGAUUUCUACCACACAGAGUCGUCGUCCCCACAACCACCCCACAAUAAUAGACUGCACAAUUCGCUCAGUGCCCUACAAACCAAUCGAAAUCUGCCUCGGCCCGGAAUGCAAACUUCCUUUAGCAGCUUGCCGCUCAAAAAGAAAAAGAGCCGUGAUGACACUGCCAUUCAUGUUACCUCUUCCAAACAAACUGCUUGGCAAGGUGGCCAUCAAAGUCUCUCGGCCAUUUCUUCUUCCAAUGUUAAUUGGACCGGCGGCAGUCAAUCGGCUCCUUCGGAUCGAAAGAUUGUCACGCGACACUCGCUCAGUGGAGGAGUGCCGUUGGUGGUUCCCACUCCCGCCUUUGAGGACGACAAGGCAGCAAAACUCCCUGCUCUGACCAACUUUCAAAAGGGAUCCUCGUCGGAUAAAAACAACGCGCGAACAAAGAAAUCAUCCAAAGUCCGAACGAUCGUGGCAGUGAUUGGAGUCUUGUUGGUGUCGACCCUGCUCGUUGGCGUCUUUCAUCAUCGUAUGGGACCUUUUUGGCACCAUUGGCAUCUCACGGAAUCAGCUCGCCGCCAAGAACGACAAGAUGCAUUGGUGGCCAUUCUUCAACAACAAGGCAUCACCACUCAGCGUCUCUUGCACGAUACCGACAGCGAUGCCCAUCGAGCACUCUUGUGGAUGGCACACGAGGAUCCCAUGCAAUUGCCCAUCGCGACAGAAGAAUCAUCACAAACAGCCGUACUUCUCCAACGAUUUACAUUGGCCGCCUUUUACUUUGCCACACACAAACAUCACCCGCACCAUCAACCACUACUACAACUCGAUGAUGGCGAUCACAAUAAUCACUACAAUCCACAUCAUACAUGGCACAAUGAGACUCUAUGGAUGACGGAUGCACCCGUCUGCGAAUGGCACGGGAUUUCCUGCGAAUUAGUAGAACAAUCCGAUUGGUUCGAUGCCACGCUGGGGUCGAGUGCCAGUGCCAGUGAUGCCACGCGCGUCUUGCAGGAGCAGUCGGAUGAUAACAGUGAACAACAACAAGACAAUUCUCCUCCAGUAGUAGUACUGGAUAUUGUGCGCAUUGACUUGUCCAAACAGUUUCUCCAGGGCACAGUGCCACCCGAAAUUCGUUACUUGUCACAACUCACAGCGUUGGAUCUGUCCCACAAUCACAUGACGGGAACCUUGCCACAAGACGCAGAUGUGUUGGGACACUUUUUGCGAUUGACCGACUUGCGAUUGAAUCACAACCUCUUGACGGGUGUCUUGCCCGAGAGUCUCGCCAACAAUAUGAUUUUGAAGCAUGUCUAUUUGGAUCACAAUCACUUUCGGGGUACGAUUCCCUUGUCGUACGGACACAACUGGCGUAACCUGUACGAGUUCUCGCUCAGUUUCAAUCAAUUGACGGGGCCACUGCCGUCCACCAUGGGCGGUCUCAAACAUAUUCGAGUACUGGAAUGGAAUGACAACCAAUUAACGGGAGAACUACCCUUUGGAUUGUCUCUGUUGAAGAGUAUCGAACAUGUCGACCUACGCUUCAAUCAUUUGGCAGGGAGUAUUCCGUCCGAGUUUUUCAACAGCGCCAAGCACUUGAGGGUCUUUCACUUGGGACACAAUCUCAUUACCGGACACAUUCCAGAUGAGUUUACACACAUGGCGCUGUUAGAAACCUUUCAAGUACAACACAAUGAAAUGUCCGGCCGAUUACCAAAGACUCUAGGUCAGUUGUCGUCCAACUUGAAGAAUCUAGAGAUCAAUCACAACCAUUUCACGGGUUGGGUGCCGUCUGAAUGGGGAGAGAUUGAAACGUUGCAAGUGCUGCGAGUGCAAAACAACCAGCUGGGAGGAAAGGUGCCAGUCCAGCUUGCCAAACUGACCAAUCUGGAGGAGUUCCAGCUGCAGAACAAUCUAGUACAGCCGACGCUCUCCAAGAAGAUCAAGCGCCGACUGCCGAACUUGCGCCUUUUCGAUAUCGGUAUUUACGCGUCUCAAGCACGUGGCGACGCUCUUCAGAUUGAAUUGGCCGAGGAAGCCAAGAGGGCACUACAUGAACCCGUGGUGGAGGAGGAGGAAGAAGACGACGAGGAAGAGGCGGAGGAAGGCGAGUUGGGCGAAAAGGAAUCCGAAGACGAAGAAGGAACUCCCUUGUUAUCCAUUGUGGACAAUUUUGCGCAGUUACACGGUGUGAUGGCUCCAGGGAACGCACAUCCCCAGUAUGAAGACGAAGAGAUGUAGAGCACGCUUUCAUUCAUCUAUUGACAAUUAAUGGGCUGGAAAUCAGGCUCUCACACACAACAUGGCCCUGCAGCAUCUGGAUUGCUGCAGUCGCCUCCAUAAGACUAUGCAUGAAUAAACACAACUAUAGAUCCGUUCAUAUUCUAUACAAAUGCAGUAGCGACAUGCAACAGCAAAUGCAUGCAUGCCUAGAUCAACCGGCUGGAGGGUUAGACCUCAAAUGGGCCAUUGCCUUUUUCCAUUUUGCUUGUCGUCAUCGCUGCAGAUUCGAUUCAUGAUUGUCUACUCCACACAAACAACGAACUCCAUCUCCAAAAAAGGCAUGUUUCCAGAUGAUAAACAACUCAUGCCAAGGUCUACACGUACUCCUGGCUUCUGGGGUUAAAACGUCGGGGGAUACCGGUCAGUGCGUUACGACGAAAUAUCAACCCAAAUGAGGAAUUUU
Seminavis robusta is the source of this 3551-nucleotide messenger RNA. The record is from the annotation of a GenBank genome assembly. NCBI's taxonomy places the organism in Eukaryota, Bacillariophyta, Bacillariophyceae, Naviculales, Naviculaceae.